This is a messenger RNA of Emericellopsis atlantica, 1643 nucleotides long. RefSeq lists its product as uncharacterized. The record is from RefSeq and is a predicted model, not a curated record. The transcript has a single exon. Bases 379 to 1542 code for a protein of 387 amino acids. Lineage: Eukaryota; Fungi; Ascomycota; Sordariomycetes; Hypocreales; Bionectriaceae.
UAAUUAAGGGCAAAUUGUGAGAGAAUCUUUCAGACUAUUGCGCUCCGCGUUUGGGCUCCCGUUGAACCCUGCCGAGCAGCAGCUGCAGGCUGCUGCAGCCAGCCCCCAGCCAUCGAGUUGUUGUGGAAACGGCAGCUUAUAGCGUAACACUUGCCUCCCAGAUUCUGGCCGACUCAUCCUCCUUCAACACCUCAUUAUAGCUUUCAACGACAGCCAAAUCUGCCUCCCAACUUUUCAUGCUUGGCUGAUGCCAUCUACAAUCCAGUCAUUUGUUGUUCCCAUCUUACUGAUCAGCUACGCACUAUCAUCGAGAAGAGAGACAAGAUCCAGCUUCCGCGCCGCUGGCAUUCCAGCCCAAUAAUCCUAGCUGUCACCACGAUGGCACCAACCCUCAGAGAGUCUAUCCUCACCCUACUCGCGCCCCCUCCUACCGGCUCGGCUACCGGCCAUUCUGGUGGACCCCUCGUUGCGGCCAAAGACCUUUUCGCGAGCACCUCGUUGCAUCGUCGAGACGACGACAAAGUAGACCCUUCUCGCGGCGUUCUCGAUCCGCACGACAUCUCCAACGUCGGCUUCUUCGUGCUAUUCGCUCUGAUUGGCGUGGCGUUCGUCUGCACGGGCAUCUGGUUCUUCUUCUGGGCAAAGAAUGGAGGAUUCUACUUCAAAGAGAACGAUUGGGAUGAUUACAAGACGACUGUAUUAAGAAGAAAAGGACCCAACGGCACUUUGCUGAGCGGUGCCACUGAGAGUACGAAUUUGGGAGGCGGCAGUGUCUACAAGGAUGUUGUCGAUGACGAUGGCCGCACUGUUGUCACCGAAUCGACGGCGUUGAGUGGCAUCACUGCCGGACCCAGCGACAUUGGCGCCCGCGAGAAACGGGAGCGCAAGCGCGAGAUGAGGGAAAGGGAACGUGAGCGCCGACGCAACGAAAAGAAGAGCACUAGCGACAGCGCCAAGCGCUCGAAACGACAUGUCGGUAGUGAGGGUGUCGAGGACGAGGAAGCCGAGCGUGCGGCCAAAGAGUAUCUGCGCAACUACCGCCACGAGAAGGCUGCAAGAGUGGGUGGGUUGAACAAGGAGAGUGAGGGCUCGCAGUGGGAUGGCAGCACAAACCCCGGUGACUCGACCGUGUCGUCCAACCUGCUGUCCAACAAGCAGGCCACGCCGACCUCCACACCAACCAAGGCUGGUGGCAUUCGCAAGGUCUACAGUACAACGACGAAGAACGAGAGCCCCUCCCGCCACAAGGAGGCCAGCCGUCGCUCGCGCCGUGAAGAUGGACCACCCCCUGCUGCGUCCUCCGGCACCAGCUCACCAAGCCGUGUCGCGCGCAGGGACUUUAGCUAUCAGAGAAGCGUCGUCGGCUCGGACAGUGCGCUCACGGAGAGCCUGCUGGAGGGCACGAGCAGUGACCUUGGCACCAAGAGCUAUCAUCAUCCCAGGCCCGAGCUGAGGGCGCAGAGGCAGAAGGAACGCGAGGAACGACGGGCGAGAAGGGGAGGGUACCGCCGGGGCAGGGGUGAGGAUGAUGAAGAGCUCUGAGGGGAUUGUGCUUGGAAGGAAGGGAACGGCGCUGGAUGGGAGUGAUUUGGAUGUCUUGACUGUAUGUAGAAUAUGAUAGGAUGACUCUUUAUGAGGUCGGA